CAUAAAGAAACAGGAAACAGAAAAAAGCUUCACAUCUUCCUUUAUUGCGUUGUUCUUCCUCGCCGGGCUAUCAGAAGCAGGCUCAAUCCAUGGCUUCGCUCUUAGCUAACGGUACUGUUUCUAGCUUAUCUCCCAAAUCCACCUAUGAAUCUCCUAAACUCCCAAAAGGGUUUAAUCCAAAGCUCCAAAAUCCGAAAUUCCCAAACCCCAAAACCCCAACUUCAAGGCUCUUCAAGGUCCGAGUAGAUGUCGGGUAUUCGGGUCCAAGUUCUUCUUCUUCUCCAGGUAAGUCCUCGAUUUCAACAACAACAACAACAACAAGUGCUAGUGAGAAAAUCCAGGAAAUUCUACGUAACGUUGAGUACGACAAGAAAUAUGGUUUUAAUAUAGACAUCGAUUCGUUUUCGAUUCCUAAAGGGCUCUCGAAGGAAACAAUCCGACUGAUUUCUUCGCUUAAAGAAGAACCAGAUUGGAUGCUUCAGUUUAGAUUGAAUGCCUUUGAGAAAUUCUUGAAAAUGAAAGAGCCCAAGUGGUCCGAUAACCGAUACCCACCUGUUGAUUUCCAAGAUAUGUGUUAUUACUCUGCGCCCAAGAAGAAACCCACUUUGAAUAGCCUCGACGAGGCCGACCCGGAACUCGUUAGGUACUUUGAUAAACUUGGUAUCCCUUUGAAUGAGCGGAAUCGAUUGGCUAAUGUUGCGGUUGAUGCUGUUCUCGAUAGCGUGUCGAUUGCCACGACGCACAGGAAGACGUUAGAGAAGGCUGGUGUGAUAUUUUGCUCAAUAUCUGAGGCGAUUAGGGAGUACCCGGAUUUGGUUAGGAAGUAUUUAGGGAGAGUAGUGCCUAGUGAGGAUAAUUACUAUGCGGCGUUGAAUUCAGCGGUGUUUAGUGAUGGUUCAUUUUGUUAUAUUCCGAAAGACACAAAGUGUCCAAUGCAAAUUUCAACUUAUUUUCGGAUAAAUGCAUUAGAAACCGGGCAGUUUGAGAGGACAUUAAUAGUUGCGGAUGAGAGGAGUUUUGUGGAGUAUUUGGAGGGGUGUACGGCGCCUUCAUAUGAUAGAAACCAGCUUCAUGCUGCUGUGGUGGAGUUGUAUUGUGCUGAGGGUGCGGAGAUUAAGUACUCCACAGUGCAGAAUUGGUAUGCUGGGGAUGAGGAAGGGAAGGGAGGAGUUUAUAAUUUUGUUACAAAGCGGGGCCUUUGUGCUGGGGCUCGCUCAAAGGUAUCUUGGACCCAAGUGGAGACGGGGUCUGCCAUUACUUGGAAGUAUCCGAGUGUUGUUUUGGAGGGAGAUGAUACUGUGGGUGAGUUCUAUUCGGUAGCUUUGACGAAUAAUUAUCAGCAGGCAGACACGGGGACAAAAAUGAUACACAAAGGGAAGAAUACUAGAAGCAGGAUUAUUUCUAAAGGUAUCUCAUCCGGGAAUUCAAGAAACUGCUAUAGGGGUCUUGUUCAGGUUCAGUCUAAGGCAGAGAAUGCUCGAAAUUCCUCUCAAUGCGAUUCCAUGCUUAUUGGUGACAGUGCAGCUGCCAAUACCUAUCCAUACAUACAGGUGAAGAAUCCCACAGCUCGCAUUGAACACGAAGCCAGUACCUCUAAAAUUGGUGAAGAUCAGCUAUUUUACUUUCAGCAGAGGGGAAUUGAAUAUGAGAAAGCCAUGGCUGCCAUGAUAUCUGGGUUCUGCAGGGAUGUGUUUAAUGAGCUUCCAGACGAGUUCGGUUCUGAGGUGAAUCAACUUAUGAGCUUGAAGCUUGAAGGAUCAGUGGGUUAGGUAUCAGGUAAGGUUUCAGUUUAAAAGCUCAUGUUUGUUGGAGGGAAUUUAGGUCUUUUUGUCAAGAUGUUUUAAGAUUGUAAAAGUCUCAGAUCUCGUUAAGCAACUAUUUGUAUUACACACUGGGAAGAGUCUGGAUACUGUGUACAUAAAAAGAUUUCUUGUUUGCAUGUUGUGUAAUAAUAUUUUUUGUUAUAUAUCAAA
Messenger RNA from Alnus glutinosa, 1973 nucleotides. Its product is annotated as UPF0051 protein ABCI8, chloroplastic. The coding region runs from base 90 to 1769 and encodes 559 amino acids. The transcript is spliced from 2 exons. Lineage: Eukaryota; Viridiplantae; Streptophyta; Magnoliopsida; Fagales; Betulaceae. Gene Ontology annotation, biological process: iron-sulfur cluster assembly. The record is from RefSeq and is a predicted model, not a curated record.